AUGUCAGAUUGGAAAGUUGAUCCAGAUACCCGUAGACGUCUGUUGCAACUACAAAAAAUCGGUGCAAACAAGAAAUGUGUUGAUUGUCAUGCCCCAAACCCGCAAUGGGCCUCCCCAAAAUUUGGUGUCUUUAUCUGUUUAGAAUGUGCUGGAACCCAUAGAAGUCUUGGUGUUCAUAUUUCCUUUGUAAGGUCGAUCACUAUGGAUCAGUUUAAACCAGAAGAAUUGGAAAGAAUGGAAAAGGGUGGUAACCAAAACUUUAAUGAUUAUAUGUCAUUACAUGGUAUAGAUCUGUCUCUACCCCAGAAAAUCAAAUAUGAUAAUCCUAUUGCUGAAGAUUACAAACAAAAAUUAACUUGUGAAGUGGAAGGCACUGACUUUGUUGAACCUGAACAUCCAGGUUUCGAUCCAUCCACACUAGCUACUCAAGGAGCAAAGCCUCAAGUGAACGACAAUAUACCAUUAGAGAACCGUCGUUCCACUACCCCAAAGAUUUCAGAUGAUCAGAAAGAAAAGAAUGAGGCCUAUUUUUCUAAACUAGGUGAGAAGAAUCAAUCAAGACCUGAUCACUUACCUCCCUCUAAGGGUGGUAAGUACCAAGGUUUUGGUAGUACUCCUAUCAAUCCAACAGCUAACAAAUCAGCAAGCAAUUCUCAAGCAAAUUUGAAUUCGAAUACUUUAAGUUUAGAAAAUCUCCAAAACGAUCCUCUAGGGACUUUGACAAGAGGAUGGGGACUUUUCUCCUCUGCAGUUACUAAGUCAUUAGAUGACGUUAAUGAGACUGUCAUUAAACCUGGCUACCAACAAUGGCAAUCUGGUGAAUUAUCGGAAGAAACUAAAAGAGCUGCAAGUCAGUUUGGACAAAAGUUUCAAGAGACAAGUACUUAUGGAUAUCAAGCCAUUCAACAAUUCACGAAGAAUUUACAAGAUCAAUAUGUUGUGGACCAACAGAAUCCCAAUGCUGAAUAUACGAGACUCGAUGCUGACGGAAAUAAUGAACCUUCUUCAGAACAAAAUUAUCAACCAACCAAUACUAAAUCUAAGAAGAACGAUGACGAGUGGGAUGAUUUUUAA
Naumovozyma castellii is the source of this 1074-nucleotide messenger RNA. RefSeq names its product GTPase-activating protein GCS1 (gene GCS1). The transcript has a single exon. The record is from RefSeq and is a predicted model, not a curated record. NCBI's taxonomy places the organism in Eukaryota, Fungi, Ascomycota, Saccharomycetes, Saccharomycetales, Saccharomycetaceae. The coding region runs from base 1 to 1074 and encodes 357 amino acids.